Messenger RNA from Cylindrotheca closterium, 714 nucleotides. Lineage: Eukaryota; Bacillariophyta; Bacillariophyceae; Bacillariales; Bacillariaceae. The record is from the annotation of a GenBank genome assembly.
AUGCAAAAGGCCAUCCCAAUACCCCUAGCUGGUACCAGCAGCCGUCACUCUUUACCAAGAAUCAGCAGUUUUGAGAAAUGGGACAGGCAGUAUGACAGACAAGGAAUUCAGUUGGAGAUAUCUCAAGGGGUGGACCAAGAGGUCUCAAAAACUAUUGGUUGGCUGAUCAGACCAAUGAGCCCCCGUCAUCAGGAUGCCUUGGCGGUUGUCUUUACCGCUCUCACUAUGGAUGUGAGGAACCAUUGGUUGGCUAUUGCCAAUUUCCUCACAAGUCAAAGAACAAUUUGCCUGCGGCAGUGUGAAGAUGCAGAAGAGGCGUGGAAGUUCCCAUGCGAAGUCAUAAAAGCUGUAUUUGUAGCUGCAUUGGGUUCGGAGUAUGGUUCAAUGAGACCUAGUUUGAAGAAGUUUUCAAUAUAUGAUGCUGCAGAGAUGAUGUGGGGUAUACUACCAUGCCACAAACUCAUGAACAAGUUUGUUAGUCACAAAUUUUUGGGACAUCCGAAACUCUUGAUUUUCUCAUUGAAUCAUUUGUCUUGUCUCAAAGUGAGCCUGAAGGAUCUGCAUCCAAUGAAACAACAGGCAGACCAGCUUCAGAUGGAAAUGGGUGCUAUGCUGGAGGAACUUGACAAGAAGGAGGAUAAACUAGGGGACAAUGAUGUUGUUCAAGUGUACCUGGAGUUUGCAGAUCAUGCUGGAGGAAUCAAAAAAAUUUAG